AUGGACUUACGCAGGCCGUUGCUUAUAUGCAUUCCAAAGGCUAUGUUCAUGGAGCGGCCAAUUCAAUAUAUUACUCAGAAGGGGAAGGUUUAUUUUAUGCAGAGGGAUGAGCGUAUGGACGAAAGGGUGGCUCAACAGUAUGUGGAUAUGAGCAGCAUCGAUAAAGGACCACGGCCCUUCUUUUCUGAUUUGCAACAUCCUCACUUCUAUGAUGAAAAUGGGCAACGUAUCGAGAACUGGGAGGAGGCGAUGGCUGAGUCACCGGAAGGAAGUGAGCCUGAAGGGAAUACCCUCGAGAAGAAGAGUUAG
Penicillium subrubescens is the source of this 309-nucleotide messenger RNA. RefSeq lists its product as uncharacterized. Lineage: Eukaryota; Fungi; Ascomycota; Eurotiomycetes; Eurotiales; Aspergillaceae. The transcript has a single exon. Bases 1 to 309 code for a protein of 102 amino acids. The record is from RefSeq and is a predicted model, not a curated record.